This is a messenger RNA of Callithrix jacchus (white-tufted-ear marmoset), 475 nucleotides long. Its product is annotated as late cornified envelope protein 3B-like. The record is from RefSeq and is a predicted model, not a curated record. NCBI's taxonomy places the organism in Eukaryota, Metazoa, Chordata, Mammalia, Primates, Cebidae. Gene Ontology annotation, biological process: epidermis development.
CAGGCCUUCUGCCAAGAUGUCCUGCCAGCAGGACCAGCAGCAGUGCCAGCCCCCACCCAAGUGCCCCUCACCCAAGUGUCCCCCAAAGAGCCCAACUCAGUGUCUGCCUCCAGCCUCCUCCUGCUGUGCUCCAAGCCCUGGGGGCUGCGAUGGCCCCAGCUCUGAGGGCAGCUGCUGCCUGAGCCACCACCGGUGCCGCAGGUCCCACCGAUGUCGCAGGUCCCACCGAUGUCGGCGCCAGCGCUACAACUCCUGUGAUAGGGGCAUUGGUCAGCAAGAUGGGGCCUCCAGCUGUGGCUAUGGCUCUGGAGGCUGCUGCUGACCUAAUUCCUGAUGCGGAGACAAGCAACUUUAGAGGAAACAAGCAUCUGAAGGACCAAGGAAAAGCCGCAACUUGGUGGACCCUUUCUCAGACAUCCUAAUUAAUCAUUCAUUCACGGGGAAGGAUUGUGCUUUUCCCAAAAGGCUACGCCCA